GGUCCUCCAUAGUUUAUGUACAUUUGAAUGUUGGUCAAAUUAAAUGAUAUAUUCGCGCCUCUGUCAGCAUAGACAGCGACAGAAUUCGACACGGCUGGAAACAUGAUGCUCACCUGCUACCCCAGCUCUCAAGGAAUAUAUAUUUAGGGACAACCCACUGGGCAAACACUGGUUGAAUCAACGUUAUUGUUUACUCGUAAUUUCAACGUUGAACCAACGUGGAAUAUAUGAUGAAUUGACAUCUGUACCCAGCGGGAAGGCUAAGUUCCAGAACGCACUGAGAACUGUCAAGUCAAGCCGUUUGCUUUCAUUUCCAUAUUAUGAAAGACAAUAGCGCCGGCAGCAGUGCUUAUUACUGCGCAAUUGAGUUGUGCGCCAUAUGGGUCACUGAAUCUCUUUUUGACUUUCUAUUAUGACGAUUCGCCGACGACAUCACAACGGAGCGCACCUCAGCAGUAGAUGAUGGUUAAAGCUAUGUAAAAUAUUCCCAUUCUCGUCGGGUAAAGCGAUGCCUGGCUACUGACAGAGAACCAUGAUCUGCAGAGGAUAUAUUUUGGAUAGUCUACUUUGCGAGAGCAAGAGUGUGUUGCUGUCUGUCAAGCACGGAGUCGCUUUGGCGCGCUAAAGCAUCGUGGAUAAGAUGAUUGUCAGUUAUUUCACGUAGCGAAGCGAACACCAAACAAAACCCACAGCUACAAAAUUCCACAUUUGUAGCGGACUUCAGAAAGAAGGGUAGGGUGCGCGCCCACCGGUUGCUGUGAUGAACCCCUCUCCAGGCAACGGGGUGAACCUCCAGACUCAUCGAGAAGAAUUGGUGUCCAACGGAGGCUGCGGAAUGUCAGACACCGUGACAGCUGUCCAAACCAACACUGGUCCCGGAUCCCCCAUGACUGACAAGCCGGGAGCAGGAGGAGAUACAGACGCCAAAGGAAUCCCGCGGCGGAGCAGUAUUAUCAAGGAUGGUUCUCGUGCUGGUCGUGAGAGGAAGAAGACGGUCUCCUUCAGCAGCAGUCUCUCUGAGAGGAAGAUCAGCAGCGCUGCAGACUGCAUCAGUGCUAUGGUGAGGGGUACUGAGCUGCGGAAAGUGCGCUCCAACUCACGAGUCUACCAACGCUACUACCUGCUGGAGUCAAGUCUGCAGGCCCUGCGAUGGGAGCCCUCCAAGAAGGAGUCAGAUAAGGCCCGCAUCGCCGUCCCCUCCAUCAGAGAGGUCCGCACCGGCCGCAACACAGAGACAUUUAAGACCAACGGCAUCUAUGACCAGAUUUCUGAGGACUGUGCCUUCUCGAUCAUCUACGGAGAGACCUAUGAAGCUCUGGACCUGGUAGCUAACUCUGCAGAGGUUGCCAACGUUUGGGUAACUGGCCUGAGGUAUCUGAUUCUGUAUGGGAAGCAUGCCAUGGAUAUGAUAGCCAGCAGUGAGGACAGCCUUCGUCUGAUCUGGCUAUCAGAGAUGUUCUCCUCUAAGGUUGUUUCAAAUGGACUUGGUGGAAGAGAGGAGGAGGGGAUCAGUUUGCGGUCGGCGGUAGGACUGAUCAAGAGUGUUAACCCUGGAGUGAGGAGUGGGAAAGUAGAACGCAGGUUUAAGGAGCUCCAUCGAAUCAAAGAGAGGAUGAGGGGGGCUCGGACAACUGGAGACAGGGUCACCAAGGAGGAGUUCAUUGAGGUAUUUCACGAACUUUGCACCCGACCAGAGAUCUACUUCCUCCUUGUGCAGUUCUCUAGCAACAAGGAGUUCCUGGAUACCAAGGAUCUGAUGAAGUUCCUGGAGGCUGAGCAGGGCGUGGCUCAGGUGACUGAAGACACCAGUCUGGAGCUCAUCCAAUCCCACGAGCCGUCGGAGGAGGGCCGUCGCCAGGGCUGCCUCUCAUUGGACGGUUUCACCAGCUAUCUUACGUCCCUGGAGUGCCACUUGUUUGACCCGGAGCACAGCCAGAUGUGCCAGGACAUGAGCCAACCCUUAUCCCACUACUACAUCAACUCCUCCCACAACACCUACCUCAUCGAGGACCAGUUCAGGGGGCCCUCUGACAUCACCGGCUACAUCCGGGCUUUAAAGAUGGGCUGCAGGUGUGUGGAGGUGGACGUGUGGGACGGCCCUGAUGACGAACCCGUGGUUUAUACUGGUUACACCCUUACCUCGCCUGUCCUGUUCCGCUGUGUCCUGGACGUGAUUGGGUGCUUUUCAUUCACAGCGUCAGAGUGUCCUCUAAUCCUGUGCUUGGAGAACCACUGCUCCCCCUGCCAGCAGAGAGUCAUGCUCCAGCACCUGAGGAGGAUACUAGGGGAGAGGUUGUACACGGGGCCCCUCGGGGAAGGGGAGGGGUACCUGCCCUCGCCCCAUGCCCUGAGGGGCAAGAUCCUGCUGAAGGGGCAGAAGUUGAAGGAGGGUUGUGGUGAGACGGAGGGGGAUGUGACUGAUGAAGACGAGGGGGCGGAGAUGUGCCAGAGGAUGAAGGCUGGUAACAGUGAAGGAGGAGGAGGGGAGGGGAGACAGAAAGGUGGUGGGGGGGGUGUUACUAGUAGCGUGAAAACCCUGACCCCUGCUCCUCCCUCUAAACGGUUCCAGCUUCUGAAGGAGCUCUCGGACUUGGUGACUCUGUGCAAGUCAGUACGUUUCACAGACUUCCAGAAGUCUUUCUCAACCCAGAAACCCUGGGAGUUCUGCUCGUUCAACGAGACCCUAGCGGUGCGCUGCGCCAGCGAGCGCCCGGGAGACUUUGUCAACUACAACAAGCGCUUCCUGUCGCGGGUCUACCCCAGCGCCAUGCGCAUCGACUCCAGCAACAUGAACCCACAGGACCUGUGGAAGUGCGGUUGCCAGAUUGUGGCUAUGAACUACCAGACACCCGGGUUGAUGAUGGACCUUAACAUCGCCUGGUUCCGCCAGAACGGGAAUUGUGGGUAUGUGCUGCGACCCACCAUCAUGCGACAGGAGGUUUCAUAUUUCAGCGCCAAUACAAGAGAAUCUGUGCCGGGUGUGUCCCCUCAGCUGCUCCAUGUUAAGGUGAUCAGUGGUCAGAACUUGCCCCGUCCGUGUGGUUCUGGAGCUAAAGGAGAUGUGGUGGACCCAUACGUCUACGUGGAGAUCCAUGGUAUCCCUGCCGACUGUGCCGAGCGCCGCACCCGCACGGUGGUGGAGAACGGAGACAACCCCAUCUUCGACGAAAGCUUUGAGUUCCAGAUCAACCUGCCCGAGCUGGCCAUGGUGCGCUUCGUGGUGCUUGAUGAUGAAUUCAUAGGGGACGAGUUCAUAGGUCAGUAUACCAUUCCCCUGGAGUGCUUACAGCCAGGCUACCGGCACGUACCAUUACAGUCUCUGAUGGGGGAGGACCUCCCGUACGCCCGGCUGUUCGUCCAUGUGGCUCUCACCAACCGGAGAGGAGGGGGCAAGUCCCACAAGCGGGGGCUGUCUGUGCGAAAGGCGAGGCGAGGGAGGGAGUACGCUGCACUCAGGGACCUGGGGGUCAAAGCCUUGGAUGAUGUUUUCAAAAUGGCGGCUCCGUCAUUGAAGGAAGCCACAGACAUGCGGGAGAACAUGCAGAACUCGGUGGCAGUUUUCAGGGAUCUGUGUGGGGUGUCAGCUGUGGCUAACCUCAUGCAGUGUGUGUUGGCUCUGGGGGCCCGUGUUUCUGGCGCUGACGGGGCCCCCCUGCUGCUGUUUGAGCUGAAGGAGCAGUACCCCUCCAUGGAGUCUCAGGGGCCCCUGCCGGACGUCCUACGCAGGGUGGUGUCCACUUAUGAAAUGAUGAUCCAGGCGAGCAGAGCGGUGAUCGAGCUGUCAGACGGAGUCUACGACAGGAUCCUACAGAUACAGACAACAGCCAUGGAGUUCCAUGAGAAGUUAAAGCCCAUGGCAGUGAAGGAGGGGCUUAAAGGUCGUAAGGUCACCAGAGCUGUGGAGAGUUUCAGCUGGAACAUCACAAUACUGAAGGGGCAGGCAGACCUGCUGAAACAGGCUAAGACGGAGGUACAGGAGAACAUAAAGCAGGUCCACUACGCUGCCCUGACCUCUAACCUCAGUAAGGGCGGGACAGGAGAGACAACCCACACUCGGCGCAGCCUGGACGCACUUCCUUCAAUGUCGGGUACAGCUCCGGCAAGAAGUUUCCCUUAGUCACAGACAGGUCUAGGAACAGUUUACCUGUCUAAAAUUAUAUAUUGAACCAUAAGGGGGAAAUGUAAAAACGGACCAUAGGUCCGUUUCUAAGGGCACAAUCGUCCUAUUCUGAGGAUUGUCAGGGUGAUAAGAAGUUGCUACAUAUGUUCUAUAGUGAUAGGCUCCUUCUGCAUCUCACCCGGGGGGCUGCUGGAGAUUAGUCUGCCAUUUUGUCCAGACAACGAUGAGGAAGAAGGAGGAUGGACUCAGUUGAAGAGGAAAACUCCUGUUAUAAAAGCACUGCCAAGAGGGAGGAGUAAUGUCAAAGACACUGGAGACAGGAAUGUAGAGAGGAAUGAAGGAAUGAGGUCUGAGAGAAAGAGACAGACUGCCCUGUCCCCUACUUUGUAUGCAGCUAUAAAUAAGAACUGUUUAAUCCUGCUCUCUAUGGGGCCGAUUCAGACCCCAGUUAUGCACUUGUAAAUGGAACUUAAUUCCCUUUUUAUGCGCUUUUUUUAAAACGUAUUCUGACCUUGAAUUUAAAAAAAGGUUUCAGCAAGCUAUUCUUUCAGAGUGGAGAUCAGAGAAAUUAAUACAUUUAAAAAACUUAAAUAUCACAUUUACAUAAGUAUUCAGACCCUUUACUCAGUACUUUUUGAAGCAUCUUUGGCAGUGAUUCCAGCUGCAAGUCUUCUUGGAAGGGGAACCUUCA
Molecule: messenger RNA, 4811 nt
Organism: Oncorhynchus gorbuscha (pink salmon)
Lineage: Eukaryota; Metazoa; Chordata; Actinopteri; Salmoniformes; Salmonidae
Product: inactive phospholipase C-like protein 2
Exons: 13
Coding region: 761-4117 (1118 amino acids)
Biological process (GO): lipid metabolic process; intracellular signal transduction
Molecular function (GO): phosphatidylinositol-4,5-bisphosphate phospholipase C activity
Source: RefSeq, a predicted model, not a curated record